This is a messenger RNA of Eubalaena glacialis (North Atlantic right whale), 2756 nucleotides long. It is a transcript of the gene LEMD2, whose product is annotated as LEM domain nuclear envelope protein 2. NCBI's taxonomy places the organism in Eukaryota, Metazoa, Chordata, Mammalia, Artiodactyla, Balaenidae. Gene Ontology annotation, cellular component: nuclear inner membrane. The transcript has 9 exons. Gene Ontology annotation, molecular function: chromatin DNA binding. Gene Ontology annotation, biological process: nuclear envelope organization; negative regulation of BMP signaling pathway. The record is from RefSeq and is a predicted model, not a curated record. The coding region runs from base 38 to 1585 and encodes 515 amino acids.
UGUGCGCCGGGAGCAGGCGGGGGUUGGUGUCCUGGCCAUGGCCGGCCUUUCGGACCUGGAGCUGCGGCGGGAGCUGCAGGCCCUGGGCUUCCAGCCAGGACCCAUCACCGACACUACCCGGAACGUCUACCGCAACAAGCUGCGCCGCCUGCGGGGCGAGGUCCGGCUGCGCGGCGAGGAGCGGCUGCGGGAGGAGGCCCGGGCAAGGGGCGAGGAGCGGCUGCGGGAGGAGGCCCGGGCAAGGGGCGAGGAGCGGCUGCGGGAGGAGGCCCGGCUGCGCGAGGAGGCUCCGCUUCGCGCCCGGCCCGCCGCGUCCUCCCUGCGGUCGGAGCCCUGGCUCUCCCCGCCGGCCUCGGGCCCGGCCUACGCGACCUUUGGGGCCUACGGCGACAUCGGGGCUUCCGCCACUUCCUGGUCCAAGAGCCGCGGCCUCGCCUACCCCGCCCGCCCCGCGCCGCUCAGACGCCGCGCCUCGGUCCGGGGCAGCUCCGAGGAGGACGAGGACUGCCGGCCACUCGACAGGGCCGCGCCGGGCCCCGGCCACGGAGUCCGUCGGUGGUGGGCCUCGUCCCCGGCCCCGGCGCGGCUGUCCUCCGCCCUCCUCGGCCCCGACCCGCGCCCGGGCCUGCGGGCGACGAGAGCGGGCCAGGCGGGCGCGGCGCGGGCCCGGCCCGAGGUGGGGCGGCGGCUGGAGCGCUGCCUCUCCCGGCUCCUGCUCUGGGCCAGCCUGGGGCUGCUGCUCGUCUUCCUGGGCAUCCUCUGGGUGAAGAUGGGCAAGCCCUCGGCGCCGCAGGAGGCGGAGGACAACAUGAAAUUAUUGCCAGUGGACUGUGAGACAAAAACAGAUGAGUUCUGUCAGGCCAAGCAGAAGGCGGCCUUGCUGGAACUGCUGCACGAGCUGUACAACUUCCUGGCCAUCCAAGCGGGUAAUUUUGAAUGUGGAAAUCCAGAGAAGCUAAAAAGCAAAUGCAUUCCUGUAAUGGAAGCCCAGGAAUAUAUAGCAAAUGUGACCAGCAGCUCCUCCGCCAAGUUUGAAGCCGCACUGACCUGGAUACUGAGCAGUAACAAGGACGUGGGCAUCUGGUUGAAAGGGGAAGACCCGUCCGAGCUGGUGACCACGGUGGACAAGGUGGUCUGCCUGGAGUCAGCCCGCCCCCGCAUGGGUGUCGGCUGCCGCCUGAGCCGCGCCCUGCUCACAGCCGUCACCAAUGUGCUUAUCUUCUUCUGGUGCUUGGCCUUUCUGUGGGGUCUCCUGAUCCUCCUGAAAUACCGGUGGCGGAAGUUGGAAGAGGAAGAGCAGGCCAUGUAUGAGAUGGUGAAGAAGAUUAUAGAUGUGGUCCAGGACCACUACGUGGACUGGGAGCAGGACAUGGAGCGCUACCCAUACGUGGGCAUCCUACACGUGCGCGACUCCCUGAUCCCGCCGCAGAGCCGGAGACGCAUGAAGCGGGUCUGGGACCGGGCCGUGGAGUUCCUGGCCUCCAACGAAUCCCGGAUCCAGACAGAGUCCCACCGCGUGGCCGGAGAAGACAUGCUGGUGUGGAGAUGGACUAAGCCCUCUUCCUUCUCUGACUCAGAGCGAUAAACCCUGGGCGGGGGCCUGUUCCCAAUCAGCCUGUCCCCGGCCAGUCCCCUCCAGGGGCAUGAGAGGGCCACCAUCCUGCUGGUGCUGAGUUCACACUUGCCUUGACUUCACCCUCCUCCUGACUGGUUCCAAAGGUGUGUCUGUGAGACUCUUCAGAGACGAGCUUUCAGAAGGAAAGCGUGGGCUUCCUCGAAAGGCCAGGGGAGAAGGCCAGGUGGGCAGCUGCCCUCUGCGUUGGUCUUAUCCUCUCUGCCCCAUGUUGCUGGCAGAAAGGGGAGAAGGGUUUUUUAUGAAAAGAUAAAAGCACAGCAGCCGUGAGCCCCUGCAGAGCAAGUGUGCGGCUCAGUGUGCCCCGCGCCCGUGGGAGGUGGGUCGGGGUGGCGGCUGGGACGGCAGGGGUUGGGGAGGAGCUUGGUCAUGUGCCUUCGGGGGGGUGUUACAUGGGAGCUCGAGGGUGAGGGGAGAAAGCCUGUCCUCUAGCUGGAUUGGGCCUCUUAUCCCGGAGGGGUAAGGUGCUAGAAAUUAGAACAAGUAUUGUAGGAGAACUGUCUGGGCACGCGGGGCCUCAGGUCGGGAGGAAUGAGCAGCUAGGGUGGCCUCCGGGGAGGAACCUGGAGUCGGCGAGGACGCGCCCCCGAGAGCGGAGAGGAGGGUCGAGCCGCCGCCAGCCCCGAUCUGGGCGGCCCCGCCGGAGGCGGCGUCACCAGUCCAGGCCUGCAGUCGCGGAGCGUCAGCCGAUCGCGCUCCAGGACCUGGGGAUCCUCGCACUUCCUAUGGGCAAAGAUCACCUAGUUUACGGCGACCACGCCUCCCUACCCCGAGUACUUUGCCCUUUGCCGGGAACUUCAGCCAGUGGUUUCAGUGCGCGGGGUGUGGCCGCACCUCCUCCCCCUGCUGGCCGCCGUGACCGACCCCGCUGCGCGGACCUUCGCCCGCCCGCCAGCGCCUCCCCGGCAGGCGGAGCGACCUCCGGAAACCUCCGCGGGGGCCUUAUUAGUUAAGGGCUGGGAGCGUCUCCAUCAGAGCAGCAUCCCCACAAGUUCUCGUCCGCGGCGGGCGGGAGAGGGGACGAGCCGAGGAGACGGAACAGCUGCCUCCAAAGGGCAUUAAGCACCCCUCUCUGGUCUUAUUGGUAUUUUUUGUUUCCUUAAUAAAGCGCCAGUCUCUCUCA